Molecule: messenger RNA, 34992 nt
Organism: Pelobates cultripes (western spadefoot toad)
Lineage: Eukaryota; Metazoa; Chordata; Amphibia; Anura; Pelobatidae
Source: the annotation of a GenBank genome assembly
AUGAUGCGACCCACCCGAGAUCAGGUCGAGCUGAUGUCUCGUCUUGACGUGAUUGAGUUUUUUGUAACCCCUCGGAACCUGGAAAUUGCAGGAACCCUUCAGACCUGUAUUAAGAGCAUCAAAAAUAUUCCAGUGAGUCUGAAUGCUUUUAUCCACUCACUGCCUGUUGUCUUAUUACUUCCUUUGCACUUACUGUAUUAUUAUACUAAAUGUUUUAUAAUUUGAUUGAAUGUCAGUCUAUAUUUACAUUUAUAUAUUUUUGGGAAAUACAUUAUUUUUCUAAAGGGGUGAAAAUGAAGAGAUUUGCAAACAAGAAACUUAGUCUAAAACUAGCCCAUGUCAGAAGUUCAGAGGUAUAUAAAAACAGAAAUCUUGUACGGGUCGACAAAGUACUGUAGCCAGAAAUUAGCCAAGUUAAACCUGUGGAACUAGAACACAUCAUUAAACAUGCCUACAGGCGUCUAGAAACACAGGGCAUUCUGCUCAGUGUUCCAGGGUGUGUGUUGGCAGUUGUCAAUUUGGGUGUUCCAGAACAUGCGAGUGCUUGUGUUCGGUUGGGAACUGGUGUCUCCAUAGUGACCCAAACUGAUUUGGCUAGAGAUUACGAAGGCAUGAUCACAUGUAUAAGGCUUCCUUUUUAUUACAUUGAUGACAACAAGAGCCAUUGCUAGCUUAGCUGUGACUAGAUAGUUUCAUAGAAUUAUUUUAUUUCCAAAGUCCUAACGUUCAUCUUUUUUUCCAGAUGAUUUUAAAACGCAUGACAUUGUCUAAUACCAAGGUAUCUGACUGGCAGGCUCUCUAUAAGGUACAAGCAGCUCUUUAUGAUGUCUUUAUACAAUGAUAAGCAUCCUGUUAACACUGCAGCCAUUGAGCAGCAUGCAUAAUGGAUGUUUUUGUUCUCCAACAGCUAAACAUCCAUGAUUUUCUUCACCUAUCCCAAUGUCUCUUUUAUUUACCAGCUAUUUCACAGCUUUAUGUGAAUUAUUUCCUAUCAAUCUUCAUUGUUUCUUAACUACACUCUCUCCCUACCAAGAAAGCAAGCUCUCUUUCCAAAUAUAUGACCUUUUUUCCAUCACUAUGUCUCUUUGCAGACAGUGUACAAUGCUGUAUGUAUUGGAGAUACCUGCCGUUCCUUGCCUCAGACAGUGUCUCUCUUCUCCCGCAUCGCUGCAGCCUUCAACAAUGACUUGCAUUAUAUUGCCAGCAUUAUUAGCAAAGUGGUCAGAGUCUAUUUGAUUUUAUUUAUAUCUUUAUUAUAGUUAACUUGUAAUUCCUCUUUAAGUAGUAAAUUCAUACCUCUCAUUUAUCUAGUGUAAUCUCCCCUUUAUGUAGUGUAGUUGUAUCUCCCUGUUUUGCAGUGUAGUUUUAUCUUUGUGUUAUGUAGACUGAUUUUCCCGACACAUUGGGUGAUUUACUACACUGGUGAUAACAGUCUAGAGGUGGCACUAUUAGAUUAGCAUUUCUCAUGGAGACGUUGGAUAGAGGACAGAAUGAAAAGUGAAUCAAAUCAGGAUUAGUUUACGGAGCCUGUGUCCUCUCUGGGGUUUAUUUGCUGAGCUAGGAAUUAUGGAUAAUUGACCUGGGAAUUGCAAUAUUAAGUUACAGUACCUGAACAGCAUUUUCUAGCUCAUCAAUUACUUUGUUAAUUAUCCUCACUUUCCUGAAUCUCUGUCUCUUUCCAUCCUUCCAAAUCCCACAUAGGUAGAUUUUGAGGAGAGUCUGACUGAGAAGCGAUUCUGCAUUAAACCGUUUGUAGACCCUGCAGUGGAUGAAAGUGAGUUACCCAAUGCUUUUGUUCUACAUUCAUACACCUUAUCGUUUCAGCUGACACCUCCAAGUUUGAGAGUAUGAGUGUUAUGAAUAAACAAUGUCAGGUUUGCUUUCACAUUCACACCAAUUUCUAAUGUAUAAAACUAUUACUCCACAAUUUAUACAUUGGUGUCUUGUUUCUGACUUUUUUUGUAGUUCAUCAAAAUAAUCCAACUUUACAAUACUUUUUGUUCAUUUUUCAGUUUUUAACUCCUUUUUUCCCCUUACAUAAGACAGAGUAGUAAUAUUACUAGGACAAAACAAGGUGAUUUUCAGCUCUGAAAGAAUUCUCAUACAUUAAACAAAGAAGAAUACAAUGAAGGGACACGUCUACACACACUGAAAUCUUGAGUGAAAUUGAUACUUCCAUAUAACACCGUAUUAACAUCCCCUGGCUGUCACAGCCGGGUGGGUUUCUUCAUUUACUAGCAUUGGAUUACUGUUCAAAUUAUGUUCUUCCACAAGAGACAGAUACAACUUCCUUAUUGCAUAUUCCAGGAUGGCUACAUUUUGGCUACACAGCUGUUACUAAACAACAUUUCCCAUAAUGCUCAGUGAGCAUGAAUUGAGCAAGUACUUUGCAAAAUUUUCUCUGCUAUCAUUGACAUAUAUCUCAACCUAGCAAGCUGCAGGCGGACUGUUGUUGUCAAACUGGCCCAGUCUGUUUAUAACGUAAGACACCCACAGCCAAGAUAUGGAUUAGUAUGGAGGAGUGGUAUAUUAUUAUUAUGAAUUUUCAAAUUACUUACAUAAACACAGUAAGACUGCAAGUGACCAUUAACACAUGAUUGUUUAUCAUUUCUGUGACUUAUAAAUGUUCAUCUUUUUUUUGUAACAGAAAAGCGUCGGUUACAUGGCCUGUCAGAUUUUCUCACGGAGGUUGCACGCAAAGAGCUGGAGAACUUGGACCGCAAGAUCCCAUUUUGCUGUGUGAUCUACAUUCCUCUGGUGAGAGAAUUGAAGCGAGAGGAAAGAAUUAAACGCUAUUUUAAAUGUGUUAUAAUGUGUAGCUGUAGUUCUGAUCCAGUCCCUGUAUUUCAAUAUAUUGCGCAUGCCAUCCUGCAGACCAUUAUCUGUAUACGAGGAGUUGUAAUUGUAGUGCACCAUAUACUGCAGCAGUCAAAGUCAGAGACUCAAACACAUUGAAAUUGUCAUGGAUUUGUAAUGCAUAUGUAUGUGUUAGAAAAUGUCUAUUACAAGUAUGUAAAUGCAUAGAUUGUGACACUUUUCUGAAGUUUGGAUGUUGGAUUUCCUAUGGGCUGCACAUGGGAUCCGAUAAUGAUUAGCAUGUUUGUCAUUGUAAGAUGUCACCACUGCUAGUUUAGCUCAGUGGAACUACCUUAUUUGUAGUUUAUACUUCUAUCCUGAUAGCGUAGGGUGAGCCCCACCCCCCCCCUCAUUCUCAUGGAAACAAUAUGUAAUCCUGGGUAUAUUUAUAUAUAUACAUAUAUAUAUAUAUAUAUAUAUAUAUUUUACUCAAUAGCUUUGCUUCAAGUUACUUAUUAUGCCACCCCCAAUCUAAUAUAGAGCCUUCCGCGGCCCCACCCUAAUACACUGCCCCCAAUAAAAUACACUGCCCUCCCUCCACUCUAAUUUAAUACACUGCCACCACCACUGUAAUUUAAUACACUGCUUCCCCUAUUCACCAAUCUAAUACACUGCACCCCCUCCCUUCACUCUAAUUUAAUACACUGCUCCCCCUAUUCACCAAUCUAAUACACUGCCCCCUCUCCCUCCACUCUAAUUUAAUACACUGCCUCCCAUACUCACCAAUCUAAUACACUUCCCCCUCUCCCUCCACUCUAAUUUAAUACACUGCCUCCCAUACUCACCAAUCUAAUACACUUCCCCCCUUCCCUCCACUCUAAUUUAAUACACAUCCUCCCAUACUCACCAAUCUAAUACACUUCCCCCCCUCCCUCCACUCUAAUUUAAUACACAGCCUCACCUCCCUAAUACACUGCCCCACUCCAACCACUCUAAUACACUACCCCUCUCCUUCUGCCCCACUUACUCGAUAGACUUCCCCACCUCCUUCCCCCCAAUUUAAUACACUGCCCCUGUACUCUAAUAGACUUCCCCACCUCACUCCCCCCAAUUUAAUACACUUUCCUCCCUCCAUCCAAUUUAAUACACUGCCCUCACUUUCUCCCCCCAUUCUAAUACACUGCACCUCUCCUUCCCCUUAAUUUAAUAUACUGCCCCUCUCCUUCCCUCCAAUUUAAUACGCUGUCAGUCUGGUCCUGGGCCGCAAAGAUACUUAGUGUGGGCCACAUGCUUGGUGUAGAUUAAGGGUCUUGAAGUAAUUUUAAAUGUUUCCUAAACAAUAAUAAAAAAAAAAAUCAGCUGGUAAUAAAUUUUACAAUUGCUCUGUAUAUGGUCAGUUUCAUAAAAAAAUUAUUAAAAAGUGACAAUAUUCACCCUGGAAUGCAUUUAUAAUUCUGUAAAAAGGGAAAGGACUGUCAAGCCUGUAUCAGUGGUAAUAUAGUGACAUCUUCUGGUGAACCCAGAUACUGCUACUGUAAAUCAAAAUAUCACUACAGCUUUCAAUCUUUGGAACUGUUUACAAAGAAAUUAAAGUGAACCUGUAAGGAAGAUAUUAAAUGACUUGAAAUCGUUCCCAUAUACUUUGAAUAUCCUAUGUAUCACAAAGCUACAUGGUGUAUUUAAUGUAAAAUAUAAACAUAUAUAAACUCUUUGUGUAACACCCCCCUUCGAGCCGUCCUCCGCUUCUUCUCCAGUCUGUCUGGACUCUUCUUUGAUUUGCCCUGCUUGGGACCCACCCCCAAGCAGGACAAAUCAAAUCUCCUCAGUGAUCUCGGCACUCGGCUUUGUUGCUAGCGUGCUAGUGUCGGAGUGGACUGACGUUUGGAGCACUGGCUAGGUUGCUUCUAUCGCAAUGGGUGGAGAGCACAAGGACCUCAUGUAGGAGGUCUUUUCUACUCUCCUCUAACAGUGAAAAACUGCUAGCAUGCAUGCAUUGAGCAUGCAUUGUUAAUGACAUGACAGGUCCCCUUCAAAGCUAUACCAGUAGGGUUCAUAAAAUAAUAGACCAACACCAUUAAUUAAUGUUUUUGUCUUUUAAACAACAUGUUUUGGUUUCUUUAGCUCAUUAGUUUUAUUUCCUCUUUUAGAUUGGUUUCCUUCUGUCCAUUCCCCGUCUCCCUUUCAUGCAGGACAAAAGCGAUUUUGAAAUAGAAGGACUGGAGUUCAUGGUAAAGAUCCCAAACAGGACAAAGCUAGCUGUAGUCCCAUAAUAAUAUAAUAUUAGAAUAUCUAAGGUUUUUUAUUGUGGCAGAUUUGAUCACAAGGUUAGAUGCCAUGUGAAGUGAGGUCUGCACUUUUACAGCUUUUAAUGCAACAUACGUGCUAAAAAUUUAUAUUUGUAAUAAAUUUGAGCAAGGCAUUUAGAAAGGAAAAAGGUAUAUUUCAUUUUUUAUAAUUCAUAUCUAACUGCUAAAUACUUUGAUUAUUGAUUCUGCAGCUAAUUCCACUCCUCCUCCUUUCUGCCCAGACGGGAGAUGAACCAAUGGCUUGAUAAUGUGAGAAAGAGGGGACACUGUUAAUCCAUAAAGCACUUCUGCAAGCUGAACGGCUUUUAGAGCGUGGUUUGUUGCUUUAAUAGUGCAAUCUCCAGAGAAGUGAUUUUGAUUAUUUUGUUGUAGAUCAUACAUUAAAGGGACACUAUAGUCACCAGAACAACUAUAGCUUAAUUUAAUUGUUCUGGUGAGAAAAGGCAGUGUUUACAUUGCCUCUAGGGACACCUCCAAGAGGCCACUCCUCAGAUGGAUGCACUGCAUGGGGACACUGAAUUUUCCUCAUAGAGAUGCAUUGAUUCAAUGGUGUUUGGCACCGCCCCUUGAAGAUUUUAGCCAAUUCCAUGGGAAAGCAUUGGAUUGGCUGAAAAUUGGCAAUUCUGAUGAUGCCAGGGCCAGUGCCGGCGGACCCGCGAGGCGCUGGAAAUAAGGUGAGUUUUAAUUGUUUUUAAGGGUGCUAAGUGGGGGGCAAGCCACCUAAAUUGUGGGUUUAGCACCUUUUCAGUAGCUGAUUUAAUGUUACAGGGUUGCUGUUUUCGAUGGUGAUGGUGAUGGUAUUUUCUUUCUCUCUUAGCCAUAGUUUGUCAAGGAAAAAAGUUACCUGCGCUCUCUUCUUAAUCCCUAUGUAUAUUUAAACAAAUUGAGGUCAUUUAGGUACUCCAAUGGCCACUGGAGGGAAUGCCCGCCUGCCAACGUCAAGGCAGCCCCCCCUCGACGGGUCCUACUCUGACCCUUCACCUUGCUUACUUAAGUUUCUGGCAAAGAUAUCUCUAAUGAGACAGAAAGGCAUAUUUUUUUAUAUACACCCCUACAUACUUAUUAACCCUUAAUAAGGAACACAUGGGAUGGGCGGCAGCAUUGUAACCUAGCUGUGUAAUACAAAAAGUGAAUGCAAAUACAAAAGUCCUGCGCUCACUCCCAUCACUCCUGGGCGGCACCAACGACCACAGUACACAUCAGCUCCAAUACAUAUAAUAAAAACCAAAGGGAAAAAGUUACCUGCGCUCUCUCCUUAAUCCUAUGUACAUUUAAACAAAUGGAGGUCAUUUAGUUACUCCAAUGGCCAUUGGAGGGAAUGCCCGCCUUCCAACGUCAAGGCAGACCCCUCGACGGGUCCUACUCUGACCCUUCACCUUGCUUCCUUGAGCCGGUGGCAAAGAUAUCUCUAAUGAGACAUAGUUUGUCAAGAACUGGUAAAUUACAACUAGAGGAAGAACAUAGGAAAGAAACUAAGUUAUUUUGGCUCCUCACCCUGACUCUAACCCCAGCGCAGUUUCAGAUUAAACGUUUAUACUGUGUGUUAUAUGACCAUCUUCUUUGUGCUUUCUAGUUCUUGUCAGAGGAUAGACUCCACUACAGAAGUGCUCGUACCCGGGAGUUGGAUUCAUUACUGGGGGACCUUCACUGUGACAUUAGAGGUUAGUAAAGUAACAGGGAACAUUCAUUUUUGUAUUUUAAAUUGUGAGGGAAGAAAGGGGUAAAUUUGAUCUGAGCAGUCAUUCAUUGAGAAUGCGAGUCUUUGUGAAAGAUUGUAAUAAGUCACCUAACAAGACAGAAGUGGAAUAGGAGGAAGGGGUGGUCAAUGCCAGGUAUUUGGAGAUCUGCUGUCUCAAACAGUUCAUGAUCAACACAUGGUGCUGCAGAUAUCUACUCUAAUUGGAACAGAGAGAACUAAAAUGCACAUAGUCGGCAGACUAGCAUACAUAAUACGCAUCAGGUUGAUAUAAGUGCAGAAAUAAAUGUUUCCUCCACAAAGCAAAACAAGUUAAUCUACUUCUCCCCAACAGACCACGAGACCAUGAUUAUGCAUCAGAUGCAGACAUUGAUAUUGGAAAAGUCAGCUGUUCUAUAUGAUGUGAUUGAGUAUGUUGGCCAGUUGGAUGCUCUCCUUGCCUUGGCAGUAUCUGCCCGCGAGAAUGGAUUUGUACGUCCCCACUAUGUUCCAUCUAACACCAUUUACAUCAAGGAAGGGAGGUGAGGCUCAAGAACAGUUUGUACACUUUUCUUAAAUCACUAAUACUACCGCUCUGUUAAAAAACCUGACGGCCCAAUAUUUGCAGAAACCAGGAAACGCAUCUGAACGUGUCCAGCCCGUUUUUUAUUUAAAAUCUUCAUACUUUCGGGACCAUGUCUCCUCUCUGUUUUUUUUUUUUUUUUUUAUUUAAGUUCCAGAUUCUGCCUAAAUGUAUUUUCCUAGUGACAUGUAGAGGUUAGUGAGUAUAAAGAUGUAACCUUUUUCCCAUAUGCAUUCACUGGCCCCUGGGGUGUUUAUGGAUCCAUAGAUUCACCAUCACUGUACUAACACUUUAUUUUGUUAUAUUAUCUUGUAUUAAACACUAUAUUUUAAUGUAUCAGCUAAUGAUAAACAGUAUAUUUUAUUGUAAUUAGCCCAUGAUAUUAAAUUGUAUCAGCCCUAGAGGUGUGAGAUGAUUUCCCCUGUACCAUGGUCUAGAUUUACUCUCUGUGUGUUCAUGUAUUGUAUGUCUUCAUUCUUCCACAGACACCCCCUCAUGGUAUAUUGCUCUGGAACAUUUGUCCCAAAUUCAACCCAGACAGAAGAAAUGGAGAAACGUAUAAAAAUCCUGACGGGACCCAACUCUUGUGGGAAAAGUGUAUAUAUGAAACAGGUGACAGGCAGAGAAGAAUAUACAGAUGGACUGAAUGAAGGGGAUAAAAUACAAAGGAGAGAAUGGUAAAGACAGGCUGUGACACAGGAGGGGUGCAGAGAGUUUAAUUGGGUACUAUCAACAGACAGAGCAUUGUAGAAGUGAGAGAAAUCAGGAGACUGACAAGAAGCGGUAAUAGAGCUAGAGAUAUAGAUCCAAGGGAAAAAGUAAGACAGAAACAUUAACCAUAUUUUAUUCUUUUUCUUAAUAUCUGUUUUUAUUUCAUACUUUAAUACUUUUGUUUCAGCCAAUCUCUGUUCAUUCCAUCUCCCUCUUUCCUUUUCACCAUUACUCCUGCAAUGCAUUUUACAGUUUGGGUUAUUCACCUGGUCAGUAAACGUGGAGAACUGAGAAGGGAUUAGGGGUUUAAUGCCCAAAUAGCUGAACUAGAAAAUAGCUAACUUGGGGAAAAAAUUCACAAUUUUAGCCUGAAAUGUGCCCCAUGUCACUUCUUCACUAUUUUCAGUUUAGUUGAUACCUCUGCAUUUAUUGUUUCCUCUCAUUAUCCAUUCUCAUUUUCAUCAUUCCAUUCUGCAGUUUUAUCCUGUAUUCCCUUGUCCCUGUCUGUUCCUUUCGUAUCUGAUCAGCUCCUUUGUUUUCCCCCAUUUCUCACUGUUUUUCACCCCCUCCAUACUGCCAGGUUGGUCUCAUUGUCUUCAUGUCUAUGAUUGGAAGUUAUGUUCCUGCUUCAGUUGCAGAGAUUGGACCAAUCGAUGGCAUCUUCACUCGAAUCCAAAGCAGGGAAUCUGUAUCUCUUGGCCUUUCUACCUUCAUGAUUGACUUAAACCAGGUGAGCAAAUCCUUAAAAUGCAAAGCACGGUUAAAUCCAUUCAUUACCAGUGCAGCGGGUAAUCAGUUCUACAAACACAUUGGGUCACUGCAGUGUUUUUAAACCUGCUCCAGUUAUGCUGGCAUUGAGUUCUCUUUGUUUUUAUGUUAAUCUAGGUGGCAAGAGCAGUGAAUAAUGCAACAAAGAAGUCACUGGUGUUAAUUGAUGAAUUUGGUAAAGGAACCAAUACAGUAAGCAUUGUCAAUGUGUUUUAUUACUGCAAAUCAUUUUAGUAUUUGUCGCAGUGUGGAAGGCAAUAGAUCUGCACAUCAUUUCACUUUAUCUCACCUUGUAAAACUAAUGACAGACACAAAACUGUCUCCUGUUUCUGUCCCUCCCACACGCUAGGGACAGGUACGUUAAGUACUUUUCUGCCCAUGUCGACCUGCACAGCAGGUGUGGGUACAGCUUUGUCAGUGUCAAUUCUCAGGGAUAGUAGAAGGGACAUAUAGCACUAUCUGUCACAAUUUGCAUGGGCAGGCAUCAUUUAACAAGGUAUGUUGAUCUCUCUUCUUUUCCAGGUGGAUGGCCUCUCACUCUUAGCUGCUGUUCUUAGGCACUGGAUCAAUAAGGGACUUGACUGUCCACACAUUUUCUUGUCUACAAAUUUCCACAGCCUAAUACAACUCAAAAUACUUCCAGACAGUCCCCUGCUACAUUAUCAGGUCAGAUCACACAGCACAGGUGGUUCAUAUUAUCAGGUCAGAUCACACAGCACAGGUGGUUCACAUUAUCAGGUCAGAUCACACAGCACAGGUGGUUCAUAUUAUCAGGUCAGAUCACACAGCACAGGUGGUUCAUAUUAUCAGGUCAGAUCGCACAGCACAGGUGGUUCAUAUUAUCAGGUCAGAUCACACAGCACAGGUGGUUCAUAUUAUCAGGUCAGAUCACACAGCACAUGUGGUUCAUAUUAUCAGGUUAGAUCACACCGCAGAUGUGGUUCACAUUAUCAGGUCAGAUCACACAGCACAGGUGGUUCACAUUAUCAGGUCAGAUCACACAGCACAGGUGGUUCACAUUAUCAGGUCAGAUCACACAGCACAGGUGGUUCACAUUAUCAGGUCAGAUCACACAGCACAGGUGGUUCAUAUUAUCAGGUCAGAUCACACAGCAUAGGUGGUUCAUCAUCACAUUAGGCAAGAGGUGUGAUAGUCCCACACAGAGAUUACUGUCACAAUUCCAGUGAAAUAGUUAUAUGAAUGGAAUCUCUUUCUGGCCUGUAGACCCUUGAGUGGUGCCUGGAUGGAGAGGAAUUGAUCUUUUUCUACCAGAUGAAAGAUGGGAUAUCAGAAGCAAGUCAAGCAGCCAGAGUGGCAGCCAAGGCUGGUUUACCCUCUGAGAUAAUCAAACGAGGAGUAGAGGUGAGAAACACCUGUUUACAAGGACCCAGGAAAUCUCUCUCUCUGCCAUGUUCCCUCGUGUUAAAGCGAGCACACCAAAGGCUUCCAUUGAGAUUGAAUAUAUACACAAAAGAUGUGGAAAAGGUGGCGCUAUACAGUUGAUAAAAUAUUUGAAUAGAUUACAGCUGCUAUAUAUACUCCGUGGAUACUCCUUUUAACCCACCACACAUAGAAAAACACCCAAAAACAGACAGAGGAGCUUCGGAUUUAGUUGAUAUAUUUUACCACUUAAAUCCUCAGCUUCUCUCGAGUGUAGCGCUAAGUAUAAAUGUAUACAGUGGGUAUUAUCAGUGAAAAAAGUGCUACAAAGGCACUUACCCUCUAUGUGAAGCUUAUGCUGUCUUUAUAUUAUAUAGAGAGAAACAGAAAACAGAAAAAAACACAAAUAAUGGUUUUUACCUUGUUCGUGCCUAUCUGUAGUUUGGACUGGUGUGAAUUUUGUGUAUCUUGAUUGUGGUAUAGGAAAUCUUAAGUGAGGUCUCUCUGGUAGUAUAGAGUGUAACAUUGGGUCAUUUCUUAGCAUAGGCCAAUGUUUAUUAAUUAUCCUUUUUAUUUUAUGACUUUCCUGAUUGAAAUUGCAAAUAAAUGGCAAAAUGUUAUGUUCAUUUUUCACUUUGGGUUUAUAUUUUAGGAGAGAAGGUCUUUCCAUAUUUUGUACUUCUUUUAUAGUGUUUAAGAGUUAAUAUUCCUCAUAUCCUUUUUCAAUAAAUUGAUUCUUGUGGCGAAACCGGCCUCGCCACGUGUCCUUGGAGGGGGGCUGCUUGCCCGCCUCUUGCCUUUGGACUAUGGACCAGACUUUAUUUGAAUGUGUUAACCCAGAUAGCUAUGCCAUGGAGCCCAUUCGUGUAGUUAAAGACUUUGGCUCCAUGGCACUUGAACUGUGUGAAUAGGAUCUGAGCGCUAUUCGGUAGUUUUGUGCGCUCAGAUCCCAGCUAUCUGGGGAUAUGUGAAAUGUCUGUGUCUUAUGUGUAAAAGGUGACUUUAUGUAUUUUAAAGUGUUUUGUGUCUUUUUGCAACCAUGUGCUUAAUGGAGUCUUGUGUCUGUCCUGGGAGAUAAUUGAAUUACUCUCCAGGAUAGAAGACUCUGAAACUGGUUUGGGCCAGAAAGCCAUGCUUCAUUUAGUCACAAAGGACUUUCCCUUAACUUUUGAACCCCUGGUCUGAUUCGUGCCAUUUUUUAAUAUGUUGUUCCCCUGAAUGGAUUGAUUAUGAAAAUAUAUGUUUUAUGUUUGUGACAUGUAUAUUUUAGAAGUUAUAAAUAUUGUGUAAAAACUGUAUUCCUCUGCCGGUGAUAAUGAGAUUACCCAUUGUGUUCAGUAAUCAUAUCACCUGCAGAGGGGAGGAUUUUGUGUGGGAGUGUCUGGGUGUAUUGUACAGAUUGAUUGGUUGUUUUGUAACGCCCUGUGGGCUGUACUAUGUUUGUGGAUUGGGAAUAAAAGAGACUGUAUGUGACAGUACAGGGAGUUCCUGUUUUAACCCUCAAAGUGAAGUGUCGUCUCAUUAUUGGGGAAGGAUUCAUUGUAUGCUGUUCCAGUUUGACUGCUAGGAGAGUAAACCUAUUCGUAUGGUUCCUAUUCAACUGUCUACAGCAUUCAUAUGCUUGGGAGAAUUUAUUUGUUUCUCCGGUUCAGUGAUUGUGGUGUCUGCCAGAGUGCUUGGAGUCCUCAGGAAGCGCUAGGAGCAUCCUUCAACGGAGGUACUCAGUCGGGGUGCCAGGCGAUCCGUUACAAUUCUUAAUUUUGAUAGCUUGGGUUUCAAAAGUGCUUUAAGCAGUGCAAUUUCUCUGCAUCCUCAUUUGGAAUGUUUCUUAGCCAAGGGGAAAAAUGGCAGCUAUUUAGGAAAAUGUAGUUAUUUACAUCUACUGGUUUAAAAAAAGUCGUUGUCUUAAUUUUGUUAUCUUCUAUAAAAAUUGUAAGGUCUAACAUGUUCACACUUUUUGUGUUGUAUUCCAUAGUUAGUUUAACCCCCCAGUCAUUUGUAUCCAAAAAUGUUAAAAACGUCUUAAGAAGAGCUUCUGGACCAUUCCAAAUAAAAAAUAUGUCAUCUAUGUACCGCUUAUAGGAGACCAGGUUUGCUCUCCAAUCUAUGUUGUUGUUGAUAUGUUCUUCUUCCCAAAAUGCCAUGAAUAAAUUGGCAUAGCUUGGUGCAAACCUGGUCCCCAUAGCGGUACCUACUUUUUGUAAGAAAAAUUCAUUAUUGAACCAGAAAUAGUUGUUUCUUAAAAUGAGAUCUAUUCCCUCUAUUAUAAAAUCAAUUUGUUCUUCUGGAUACAAAUUGUCCUUCUUCAGAAAAAAAUGUAUUGCCUCUAUCCCUUUAGUGUGUGAGAUGAUUGUGUAGAGGGAGCUAACAUCCACAGUUACUAGGAUGUAAUGUGGUUCCCAUUGUAUAUCCUGUAGUGUCUGAAUGAUGUUCAGUGUGUCCUUAAGGUAAUUACCAGAUUUUACUAAUUACAUGACGUAAAGUCAUGAUUUUAUAAAGGACACGGAGGCGAAUAUUAUGCUUAUCUCUUUCUUUAUUAUACCUCAGCAGCAAAGAGAAGGUAUAAACAUUCAUAGAAAAAAAGUUUUAACAGGUUCUCCAAGGGUUAACCCAACAUCAUACCCUUAACCAAUAGGAACAGUCCCUCUAUCUAUAAUUAUUCAUGUGACCUUUCCACUUCCUCUUUCUUUGGUCAUGCCGAAGCUGUAUCAUUAUAACUUGAGGAGACACUGGAACACUUCAUCCGUUGUGUCGAACUUUCCCAUAUCCCGAACUUGUAAUAACUUGUCUGCGUAAACUGCGGUGACAACUGGUCAUCCAGGGUGUCGCGUAUUGCGAAUUAAACUGUAAUGGGAUGGAGAAAAAAUAUGGUAAAAUGUGGUCUGAGGAACUGUUUGCCACAACGUUAGUGACGAAUCUUAGCAUAUGCCUGAUGUACUACAGACUCACUAGUACAGUUGUCUUAAAGAAAAACGAAUUAAAUCGAGACGAUAUAAGACACAACAAUGACCCUUAUUUUAUUGUUUAUUGGGUGGGCAUGUCACUCUACUUCCGCUGAUAUAUGCCUGAUAUACUUACCGGGUGGGCCAAUAUUCGCCUCCGUGUCCUUUAUAAAAUCAUGACUUUACGUCAUGUAAUUAGUAAAAUCUGGUAAUUUUAUUAAAGGACACGGAGGCUCAUAUUAUGCUAGUUCAAAGCUGUGCAAUGACUCUUGAUGCUAUGUGGUCUGUAGGGUGAAAAUAAUAUUCCUUAAAGGUGGAUUCAUGAGACCAAUCUGCCGUCCGUAACAAAUCUUCCAGUCUGCAUCCCAAGUUGAAUACUUUAGAUGCCAUAGCUCCUCUAGUGGAGUGUGCCCCAUAUACCGAAGUAUCUAUGUUUGCAGAGGCCAUUAUCCACUUCACCCAUCGGGCUAUCGUUAUGGAAGAUACUGGCUGGUGUGGUGACUUGACGGCCAGAAAUAGUUCAGGUUGUCCAGAGUUUCGAAAUGCUUGUGUCCGUGUUUCGUAUUCCUUGAGGCAGGCAAUCGGGCACAGGUUUUUGUUGUGCGGGAAUGCUGGAUAUGACACUGAUGUUGUCGCUGAUUUUGUAUGUCUGGAAAUGUUGAAAGUUACUCCCGUUGGAGUGAACGUGCGUGCGUCGACGUCCAAAGCCCGGACAUCCGAGACUCUUUUGCAGGAUAUUAAGCAUAAGAGCAUGGCCAGUUUCGCUGAAAGUUGUUUCAAUGUGAGGUCAGAGUUCUGUGGCCAUAGUUCCAAAAGAUUUAAGACCACAUUCACGUCCCAUACUGUACUAUAUCGGGGUCGCGGUGGUCUUGCCAAUCGAAUACCGCGUAAGAGCUUGCAUACCAACAGAUGCUUGCCUGCUGGAAAUCCUUCUAUACCCUUGUGUCCCGCCGAGAUCGCUGACCUGUAUACAUUGAUGGUCCGGUAUGCAAGUCCUCGGUCGUAUAGGUGUGUAAUGAAACACAACAGGUGGUUUACAGGGGCACAUACGGGAUCCACGUGUUGUUCCAUGCACCAACCUCUCCAGAUGUUCCAAGCUUUAGAGUAGGAUCGUCGUGUACCCGGAGCCCAGGCUCCCGCCAGGAGUUCGAGAGUUGUUUGCGGAACGUUUGGCACGACCCAGGGACCCCGGAAAGGAGCCACGCUAACAACCUGAAUUGUCCUUGCGCCAUCAGAGGGUGUGGGUUCCCAUCUGGGUCUGAGAGGAGAUGUGGGUCCUCGGGCAGCAUUCUGGGGAGAUCUAUGGACAUUCCCAUGAGUAAAGGGAACCAAGGCUGUGCAGUCCAGAAUGGAGCUAUGAGGACUAGGGACGUCCGUGUGCGGUUGAGGUGCACUAGAGUUCAUGCCAGUAGGGCGAACGGUGGGAACGCGUAUAAUCGUUUGUUCGGCCAUGGUUGUAGGAAUGCGUCCGUAGCCAACGCGUCUGGGUCCGGUCUCCAGCUGAAGAAUUCCGGGAGUUGUGUAUUCAACCGUGACGCAAACAGGUCUAUAUACAUCGGACCCCAUAGAGUGUGCAAUCGUAGGAACGUCUCUCGGUUCAGGCGCCAAUCGCUGGUAUCCCGCAGAUGUCUGGAGUUCCAAUCUGCUACGGUGUUCGAAAGUCCCGGGAUGUAUUCGGCUCGUACUGUGAUGCUGCGUUCUAAGCAAAACUGCCAAAAUUCUGUGGCUAAGUCUGCUAAAAUUUUGGACUUGGUGCCGCCGAGGCGGUUGAUGUACUGGACGGCUGAGACGUUGUCCAUUCUCAGGACGAUGGAGCAAUGCGUUGCGGGACCCAGGAGGCUCUUCAGUGCGAACGAACCCGCCAUUAAUUCCAGGCAGUUGAUAUGUAGUGUCCUUUCUGCUUGGGACCAUUUUCCGCCCGUGGAGGUAUGUCCACAGCGCGCUCCCCAGCCCCGUGUGCUGGCAUCUGAUUCUAUUACGCAAUCUGGGUUGUUGCCGAAGAUUGCUCUGCCGUUCCAUGCUUCCAUGUGCUGCAGCCACCACCUGAGUUCCUCCUUGGCUGUGUGAUCGAGUGGCACAGAGUCUGAGUAGGAGUGUCCUGAGCGCAGUUGUGCGGCUUUUAGUCGCUGUAGGGCCCUGUAGUGUAAAGGCCCCGGGAAGAUCGCUUGUAUGGAAGCGGAAAGGAGUCCAAUUAUCCUGGCUAGUUGCCUGACCGUAAGUGUUGGUCAAGCCAAUGUUCUGCGGAUCUCCUUCUUGAUGAUUUUCAUCCUUGUGGGUGGCAGGCUUAGGGUCCCUAAGACCGCCCCUAUUUCGAACCCUAGGAAUUCUAAGGACUGGGAGGGGGUUAGUACCGACUUCUCCCAAUUGAUUAGGAAUCCCAGGUUCUGUAGUAAAGUUACUGUCCAAUCUAAGUGUUGUUGUAGCAGUAGGGUGUCUUGGGCCAUGAUCAGCAUGUCGUCCAGAUAUAUGAUCAUGCGGACGCCCCUGCUGCGCAGCAGCGCAACCACUGGCUUCAGCAGUUUUGUAAAGCACCAUGGUGCUGACGAUAGGCCAAACGGAAGGCACUGAAACCUCCAGGUCUGGGAGUCCCAACUGAAUUGUAGGAGAUGCUGACACUCCUUUGCAAUGGGGAUGGUGAGAUAUGCAUCUUGGAGGUCUAAUUUGACCAUCCAAUCCCCCAGCCUGAGAAGAUCUCGCAGGCAAUGAAUCCCUUCCAUUUUGAAGUGAUGAUAUCGUACAAAUGUAUUGAGUGGGCGUAGGUUGAUCACUGGUCUUACCCCACCGCCUUUCUUGGGGACCAGGAACAGAUUGCUCACGAACCCUGGGGAGUGGGGCGCGACCUGAUAGAUCGCACCUUUCUCCGCCAGUGCUAUGAUUUCUUUCGACACCAGUUCCCUGUCCUGAGGGGCGAACACCAUCCGCCGUGGCAUUGCGGAUUGGAUUGGGUGUGUGACGAAUUCUAUAUGGUACCCCGCUACUGUAUCGAGAAUCCAGGCAUCGGACGUGAGUCUGUGCCAUGCCCCGAUAAAUUUUGAAAGUCUGCCCCCUACGUGUGAGGUAUGAGAGAGGGGAAAUGGAAAAGCACUUACCAUAAGGUCGUCGGCCGUAUGUGGCACCCCUGUGACCUCUGGGCUGCCAUGAUCUGCCCCUGACCGGGAAGAAAGGUGCGGGGGUUCUGGUCUCCGUCUGUGGGACUCUUGGUGUCGUGGGGCCCCGGUAGCCCCGGUGGGAGCUCCGUGAUGGGCGGCUGGACAGGCGGCCCCUGUACCUGCCAGCCCCUCCAAAAACCUUCGGGGAGAACACCCGUUUUAGGUUUGUUUGUGCCUUAUCCAGGGCUGUAAAUGUGCUCACGUAGGUGCCCAGCUCCUUUACAAAAUUGUCUCCGAAAAGGAGGCCUUUUGCCUGGGGUCCAGGCUCGGUUAUGGCCAUGUUGACCAGCUUGGGGUCUAUUUUCAUGAGAAUUGCCUUCCGCCUCUCAGUACUAAGUGCGGCAUUUGAGUUGCCGAUGAGGCAGAUAGAGCGUUGUGCCCACUCUCGGAUCACUAAGGGGUCUAGUGGUGCGCCACCUGAGAUUGUCUCUUCGACCAAGUCGAAGAUCUUUGCGCUAGGGCCCAAGGAGUCGAGCACCUUAUCCUGGCAGUGGCGCAGGGAGUAGUCUAGCCCUUUUUUGGCUUUCCAGCCAGCCUUACCCAGGAACUGGGCAAUCUUGGGGUCCACCUCUGGCGUGGCGCACGCCAUAUCAGGGACCGUCGGGCGUGGGCACUCUGCCCUUAACUUAUUCCUGGUCGUUUUAUCCAGGGGCUUCCUUAUUCUGGCCGCAAUAUAUUGGGCCACAUGGUCAGCUGGGAACCAGUCUGUGGACCUGGGGUGCUGCAGGUCGUCAGGGUUGAAUAGGGGCUCGCCCUGGGGGUCUAGGAUGAUGGAAUCAUCCGUGGGCGCUUUUCCCUUAGCUGGUAUGACUGCCAGGCUGCGCUCAGGGGAAGAGUUCCCUGAUUCCAACGAGCCGAGUCCCUCGGACUCACUCAUUACCUCCUCUAUGUCCGAACCAGAGUCGGAUGUCUCUGUCUGGGCUUUUGCCCAUUUCCACGUCCUCACCGCUUUUGCCCGGUGGGUGGCUCUUUUGCGUGGGGGCCCCACGUCCUCAGUAGUGACAGGGCGUAUCCUGUCCGUCGUGCUGUUUUUGGAGGUGUGUUUGCCCAUAUGGUGGGUCUUCUGCGUAGCCCUACGGCCGCUGAGGGGCACAGGCUUGUCAGGCUGGGCCAUGGAGCGGGGGCCGCCGGGAUGGCUGCUAGACGCCAGUAUGGCAUUACUAAUGGAUUGUGUCAGGGUUUCAGACAUCGCCCCCAUAGCCGUGACUAUAGCUUGGGUGACCGACUUGGUCAUGGUUGCAUCCAUGAGUGAGUGAAACUCCUCCGAGUUUAACUGAUCCAUGGAUGCCACGUCUUCUCGCAGUGGCGAGCAUGGACGUGUUAUCUGUGACACGUGAUGACUGGUGUCCUUACUGAUAUCAGUGGGGGUGGCAACCCCGUGGUCCCUAAGGUGUUGCAUGACAGGUAGGUUGUAACAAAAGACACCUGGGGUGUGGGAGCAGUGACACCUAAAUGGCAGGUAUACCAAGUGACACAAUGAAAUUUGUACCAGACUGGCACCAAUGUGUGAGAGGAAAAAUGCCCCUAGUGACCCUGUGCAGGGGCUAACAGUAAACCAACUGUGGGCAGUGAGCUCUGAGAACAGUGCAAGUGGGAGGAUGCAGGCACAAACAAAGGCUGUCAGCUUACCAAGUGUUCCCUCCGGAAUGGCCGCCAGGAAGCACUGGUAAGCUGCCAGCCAAUGCAGCUGGCCAAUCAAAGAACGCCCGCCCUCUGUUACAGGGCGGGCGCGGAAAAAAAGCGCGGCACAGCCCAGCCGGCUUACUGGAAAUGGCCGCAGUGCCGAGCGGCCGCUAUUGCGCAUGCGCGAGCGGGCUCUGAAUUCAGAGCGCUCGCGCCACGAAACGGCCGCCGCGGCUCUCAGGGGACAACGAAGAACGGGUAAUAAACUACCUGGUAAGGUGUGGGAGGGGGGUAACCGCCGCAGGGGGGGUGGAUGGAAACCCCAGUGAAAACGUCUAUCUGCCUUAAGGCAGACAGGCGCCGGCUCUAAGAACCGGCUAAGUAACCCACACAAAUACCUAAGACAUAAAAUAUUAACCAAACAAGACACAUAAACAAAACAAUACAAUACUAAUUCAAAGAGGGUGCUCUGAGGAGAGCUAAAAUUAGAUGGUACUUAGCUGAGGCAGCAGCAAAGAAAGAGGAAGUGGAAAGGUCACAUGAAUAGUUAUAGAUAGAGGGACUGUUCCUAUUGGUUAAGGGUAUGAUGUUGGGUUAACCCUUGGAGAACCUGUUAAAACUUUUUUUCUAUGAAUGUUUAUACCUUCUCUUUGCUGCUGAGGUAUAAUAAAGAAAGAGAUAAGCAUAAUAUGAGCCUCCAUGUCCUUUAAUAAAAUUGGGAGUUUUUUGAACGAUGGGUUGUAAAUAUUUAUCCAGGUAUUCCGAUAGUCUACUGGAUACAGAAUUUAUUCCUGAGACUAUCGGUCUACCUGGAGGGUUUAUAAGGUGCUUAUGAAUUUUAGGGAGGUGGUAGAAUACAGGAAUUUUUGGUUUCAUAAUGUUUAGAUAUUUAUAUUCUCUAUCAUUUAAUAUUUCCAUUUCCUUCCCUUUUUGUAACAAAUCAUCAAAUUUAUUUUUGAUAUUAGUCGUUGGAUCACUAGGUAACUUUUGUUUUAAAUAUUUUUAUUGUUUUCACAAUAUAAGUGCAUAUUGCAAACUGGUUCGUAGUAAAGCCAGAGGUUGCCCACGCAGGGGCUUAAGCAGUAAGUUAUAGCAUUCAUUAAGGUGAACGGUCGCCUACGUAGAGGCUUAAAUGUUAGCACAUAGGAAUAGGUGCAGAUUAUCGCCUGCGCAGAGGCGUAAUGAUCAGAACAUAUAGGCGUACUUGAACUUUGCAGGAAUACAUUUCUAAGCAUUACAGCAUAAAAGGUAACAACAUCCUAUAAUGCGUCAAUCUGAGGUAAACUGUAGCUGAUCAUGCAAUAAACAAUUAAACAUUAAGAUGCGCGUAGCUGAUGGCCUUAUUUGUAGUUAAUAAAUCAUGUCAUGUUUCGUGCCAUUAAAUAAGCGGUACUAAGUAACGCGGUGUUAAGUAGCUGUUAGCAUUGUGUCAUUGCCCUAUCAACUGCGCAACAGGCUCGCUGUGUAAUGAAUGUGCAACUAUUAAAGUGUAUAUCCUAUGUACAAGGGCUUAUGCAAGAGGGAACAUUAGCAUGGUUAGCCCUAGCUAAACACAUUUGAACUUUUAACAUAUAAGUCACUUCGCUGGAGGGGGCGUAAUGGCGCCCGGUAUGUUGAAGCCAUCUGGUGUGAAAUUGGCAGUCUUCUUCGCAGCUUUUAUUCUGGCAUGACCUUCCCAUGGCUAUCUCUGAAUGAUGCUGCACAUGGUGGGUCAGCUGUACCCCCCCUGAGUCUCUCCGGGUCCCCCGGGUGUGACAGCGCCCUCCCUUUCCCACCCCAAGUCGUGUUUCCGCAUCUUUAGGGGGCACAACCCCGCUGUGGGCACUCGGAGGCCGGAGCUGUCCGGCGGCCUCCCCACCUUAGAGUCCACUGGGCUCCCGCCUCCUGCACCUCCCCAGCUUCAGCAGGGCCUCCUUGGGGCCCCAGCCCUGACUUGCCACCUCCUCCUCCGGCCACUUACAUGUUGCCGGCGCGUGCCCUCCGGCCACCGGUCCACGGCUGGCCCGCGCUUCUCAGCCCCACCGGGCUCACAGAGUUGGGGGUUGUUUCUCCCGGACCCCCACCAAAUCCGGGGUUCAGGACCGGCUUUCCAGCGACUCGUCCGCCGCCCGGGGUGGUCCAGUAGUGAGCUCCGCCGUCUCGGGGGUCCCGGUAUCCCAGCGCGGGAUUUCUGCUGUGUGCUAGUCGUCCUGUGAUGCUGUGCGGGUACUGUGUAUCCGUCGGCCAUUGUAGCUCCGUGUACAGGAGCGUCGUGUACCGGGCGUGCCUCCUCCUCCAGCCUCCGAUGUUCCGACUUUGGGCCGGGAUCACCCCCCCGGCCGGGUGGGGGGGGGGAGCGGGGCCGGGCCAGGUCACCCUCGCCUUACUUGCAUGCUGUGGGUCCCGCUCUUGUAGCGUGGUUGAGGCCUCCGGGGUCACUGUGUGAGCCGGAUGUUCAAUAUGUGCUCUAGCGUUGCACUCCCCGGUUCCUCUCUGCCGGAUUACCUCUCUGGUGUCGGUUUUCGGCAUGGAUCGUGAGUAUUUUAAAGGUUUUAGGCUUUUCUAUGCCGGAGCCGGCGUGAGUUGCAGCCGUUCGGCUCGGCGGCCCGGCCCCGCCCCAUCGAUCACUAGGUAACUUUUGAUACGUUUCUUCAUCCCCUACUAAUCUAAGACCCUCUUGUAAGUAAUCUUCUGUAUUCAUAACUACAAUUCCCCCCCUUUAUCGGCUGGUUUGAUGACCUUGUUCUUAUCCUCUGAAGUGUUUUUAGUGCCCGCCAUUCUUCUCUACUUAAAUUCAUAUAUUUUUUAUCCCUUGGCUUAAUUUUGUUUAUUUCUUGCAUGACUGUUUUUUCAAAUGAUACCAUUUCUUUGGAGAUGAAAUUGUUUGGAAAAAAAGUAGAUUUUUCCCUAAGGUCUGUGUGUACAUAUUUCGACACGGGAACUUGAUGUAUUGAUUUAUCUGACCUUAGAAAAUAUUUCUUUAGACAUAACUGUCUUUUGUAUCUGUUUAGGUCUAUAAAUAUAUCGAAUUUGUUUUAUGGUUGUGUUGGGGCAAAUUUCAGUCCCCUAUUUAAAAUCUUUUGUUGGACCUGUGGUAAAGGUUUUCCAGUUAGAUUAAAUAUAAUUGAUUGGGUAUGUGUAGUUAUUUUUUUUAUCUUAUUAAGUGUCUUUCCUCCUCGGGUUCCCCUCCUCUUAAAUUUACUUUUUGUUUGGGGGGCGUGUUCUGGGGUGAAGAAAUAUUUUUGGGGGAUUGGGCCGCUUUGUAUUUCCCUUUUUGGCGUCCCUCCUGAAAAAAAUCAUCCUCACUUUGUCUGUCUGUUAAAACGUGAAAUCUAUUAUUAAUGCUUAUGUGGUUUCUUUGUAUCUCCUUUCUAUUUCGUGUGAGGAUAGGUGAUCUUUCUCUUUCCUUUUUACCUUGUUCGUGUCUAUCUUUAGUUUGGACUGGUGUGACUUUCGUGUAUCUUGAUUGUGGUAUAGGAAAUCUUAAGUGAGGUGAUCUAGUCCUUGAGUGGUGUCUCCUAUCUCGUGAAUCCUUUCGUCUUUGAUAAGGUUGUUUCUGACUUCCGUCAUAUUGAUUUCCUCGUCUGACUAUUUGUGAAUAACUACUCUUUUCAUGUUGUGAAAAAUUCCUGUUGUCAUAAUACCUAGAAUUACUAUUAGUUCUUAUCCCCAUGUGUUUAUUCCUUGUUGUAUAAGUGGUGACCUGAUUAUUAUCAUAAUCAUAUCUAUCCCUUUUGUAUUUCUUUCUUUUUAUGUUUAUGGUUUCUGUCUCUGUUUUAUCUAUAUGUUUUUGAAUGGUUUUUGUAAUGGUUUCAUAUUCCUCAGGGGAAGUAUGAUUUAGAAGUUGGGUUUGAAUUUCAUUUAUAUCCCCAUCUAGUUUUUGUAGGGUAACCUUCCUCCUUUUAAUUAUCAUUUUCAUGGUGGUGAAGUCGAAUGUUUCCAACAUCUCCUGCCAUGCCCCCAUGAAAUCUUCCUCUCCUUUAUCAAAUGUAGGGUAUUUGUUAUAUCUUAGACCCCUAGGAGUAAUUUUUUCUUUUAUGUAUUUCUCUAAAGUUGCUACUUCCCAGAUUAUUCGAACUUCUUGAUUCAUAGCCUCUGUUAGUUUAUAUUGACAUUCUCUAAGAUCACACGUAUUAGUCUGAGGUUGAGAAUUAUAAUUUGGGAUAGAAGUAUCAAACAUAGUAUCUAUAUUUGUACAAUAAUUCUUCCUUCUUUCAAAUAGUGACAUAUUGUCAGCUGCCUCCACACGAACAAGGAGUAGGAUAUACAAAGAGAUUGAAUAUAUACACAAAAGAUGUGGAAAAGGUGGCGCUAUACAGUUGAUAAAAUAUUUGAAUAGAUUACAGCUGCUAUAUACACCCCGUGGGUACUCCUUUUAACCCACCACACAUAGAAAAACACCAAAAAACAGACAGAGGAGCUUUGGAUUUAGUUGAUAUAUUUUACCACUUAAAUCCUCAGCUUCUCUCGAGUGUAGCGCUAAGUAUAAAUGUAUACAGUGGGUAUUAUCAGUGAAAAAAGUGCUACAAAGGCACUUACCCUCUAUGUGAAGCUUAUGCUGUCUUUAUAGUAUAUAGAGAGAAACAUCGGUGAAACGCGUUUUGGCUAAAUAGGUGGAUCUGUCAGUAGACCACUAAAUACAUUUGUAUUUUCUUUCUAUGCUUUUAUUGUUUUUUAUUUUAUAGAAAAAGUAUAUAUACAUUUUAAAUAAUACUUUCUUUAAAUAAAUCUAUAUAUUUUUUAUAUUUACCAUUGGGUUGCAUCCUGCACAAGUGAUUCAAGAGGGGUAGUGUCACCCCAGUAAUUGACACUAGGCCUAUACACUUAGAGCCAGUUACCAAAAGGCUCUAAAUAAGGUGAGCAAUUCUGUAUUUUAUUUAUAUUGAUUUAUAUCAGUAUUUAAAAUACUACACUUAGAUUGGAAAUAUCUGUGUCUUUUUUCUACCCAAUGUGGAGAGGAAUACACGCUAUUUCACCUUGAAAGAUGGGUCGUGUGAUCUACCCAAAAAGACACAGACAUCUGGAAGUUUAGAGCUUUAAAACUGUAAAAGGCUCUAAAUAAUGUGAGUUUAUUUCAAUUUACAACUCGCAGAAAAAAGACUUUUCCCAAAUAUUUAUUUGACAUACUGCACCAUUAUUUGUGUUUUUUUCUGUUUUCUGUUUCUCUCUAUAUACUAUAAAGACAGCAUAAGCUUCACAUAGAGGGUAAGUGCCUUUGUAGCACUUUUUUCACUGAUAAUACCCACUGUAUACAUUUAUACUUAGCGCUACACUCGAGAGAAGCUGAGGAUUUAAGUGGUAAAAUAUAUCAACUAAAUCCGAAGCUCCUCUGUCUGUUUUUUGGUGUUUUAACUUCCAUUGCAUGUAAUUAGCUUCAUGAUUACAAAGGUGUUUAGUAGUGAAACAUUGAGAGGAGUUAAAAAAUGCACAUUAUAGAACAUUUUAGACAUUUGGUUAGAAUGAAAAUGUUUGGACAAACAAAAUAAAAUGGUUUUGGUCAUUGAACAUGAUAUGUGGAGGGGGAGACAACAGAGCCGCACAAUAAAGGGUUACAUAGAAACAUAGAAACAUAGAAUGUGACGGCAGAUAAGAACCAUUCGGCCCAUCUAGUCUGCCCAAUUUUCUAAAUACUUUCAUUAGUCCCUAGUCUUAUCUUAUAGUUAGGAUAGCCUUAUGCCUAUCCCACGCAUGCUUAAACUCCUUUACUGUGUUAACCUCUACCACUUCAGCUGGAAGGCUAUUCCAUGCAUCCACUACCCUCUCAGUAAAGUAAUACUUCCUGAUAUUAUUUUUAAACCUUUGUCCCUCUAAUUUAAGACUAUGUCCUCUUGUUGUGGUAGUUUUUCUUCUUUUAAAUAUAGUCUCCUCCUUUACUGUGUUGAUUCCCUUUAUAUAUUUAAAUGUUUCUAUCAUAUCCCCCCUGUCUCGUCUUUCCUCCAAGCUAUACAUGUUAAGAUCCUUUAACCUUUCCUGGUAAGUUUUAUCCCGCAAUCCAUGAACCAGUUUAGUAGCCCUUCUCUGAACCCUCUCUAAGGUAUCAAUAUCCUUCUGAAGAUACGGUCUCCAGUACUGUGUACAAUACUCCAAGUGAGGUCUCACCAGUGUUCUGUACAAUGGCAUGAGCACUUCCCUCUUUCUACUGCUAAUACCUCUCCCUAUACAACCAAGCAUUCUGCUAGCAUUUCCUGCUGCUCUAUUACAUUGUCUGCCUACCUUUAAGUCAUCAGAAAUAAUCACCCCUAAAUCCCUUUCCUCAUAUGUUGAGGUUAGGACUCUAUCAAAUAUUCUGUACUCUGCCCUUGGGUUUUUACGUCCAAGAUGCAUUAUCUUGCACUUAUCCACAUUAAAUGUCAGUUGCCACAAUUCUGACCAUUUUUCUAGUUUAGCUAAAUCAUUUGUCAUUUGGCUUAUCCCUCCUGGAACAUCAACCCUGUUACAUAUCUUAGUAUCAUCAGCAAAAAGACAUACCUUACCAUCAAGACCUUCUGCAAUAUCACUAAUAAAAAUAUUAAAGAGAAUGGGUCCAAGUACAGAUCCCUGAGGUACCCCACUGGUGACAAGUCCAAGCUUCGAAUAUAUUCCAUUAACUACAACCCUCUGUUGCCUGUCACUCAGCCACUGCCUUACCCAUUCAACAAUAUUGGAAUCCAAACUUAAAGAUUGCAGUUUAUUGAUAAGCCUUCUAUGUGCAACAGUGUCAAAAGCCUUACUGAAAUCUAGGUAAGCAAUGUCUACUGCACCACCCUGAUCUAUAAUUUUAGUUACCCAAUCAAAAAAAUCAAUAAGAUUAGUUUGGCAUGAUCUCCCUGAAGUAAACCCAUGUUGUCUCUGAUCUUGAAAUCCAUGUGUUUUUAGAUGUUCAUCAAUCCUAUCCUUUAACAUGGUUUCCAUCACUUUCCCCACUACUGAAGUAAGGCUUACUGGCCUAUAGUUGCCCGACUCCUCCCUAUUACCUUUCUUGUAAAUGGGCACAACAUUCGCUAACUUCCAAUCUUCUGGGACUACUCCUGUUAACAAUGAUUGGUUAAAUAAAUCUGUUAAUGGUUUUGCUAGUACACCACUAAGCUCUUUUAAUAGCUUUGGGUGUAUUCCAUCAGGUCCCAUUGACUUAUUUGUCUUUACUUUUGACAGUUGAAAUAGAACCUCUUCCUCUGUAAACUCACGUGUAAUAAAUGACUCAUUUAUCCUUUUUCUCAACUGAGGUCCCUUUCCUUCAUUUUCAUCUGUAAAUACAGAACAAAAAUAUUCAUUGAGGCAGUCAGCUAGACCUUUAUCCUCUUCUACAUACCUUCCUUCUUUUGUUUUUAAUCUAACUAAUCCUUGUUUUACUUUUCUUUUCUCAUUUAUGUAUCUAAAAAAUGUUUUAUCCCCCUUUUUUACUGACUGUGCUAUUUUCUCUUCUGUGUGUGAUUUGGAAGCUCUUAUAACUUGCUUAGCCUCUUUCUGCCUAAUCUUAUAGAUCAUUUUGUCUUCCUCACUCUGGGUUUUUUUAUAAUUCCUAAAUGCUAACUUUUUGUUUUUAACUAUUUUGGCCACAUCUGCGGAGUACCACAGUGGUUUCUUGAAUUUUUGCUUUUACUGACAAGCCUAAUGCAAUUUUCUGUUGCCUUCAAUAGUGCAACUUUUAAAUAAUCCCAUUUUUCUUGGACUCCAUUUAAAUUGCUCCAGUCUGAUAAUGACUCCUCUACCCAUAUUCUAAUUUUAGAAAAGUCUGUUUUUCUAAAGUCUAAAACUUUUGUUUUUGUGUGGUGUGACUCAGUCACUGUUCUUAUAUUAAACCACACUGACUGAUGAUCACUGGAUCCUAAACUUUCACCUACAGUAAUAUCUGAUACCAAAUCUCCAUUUGUUAACACUAAAUCUAGUAUGGCCUCUUUACGAGUUGGCUCCUCAACAACUUGUUUUAGAGACAAUCCCAGUAGGGAGUUUAGAAUAUGUGUGCUCCUGGCACAAGUAGCUAAUUUUGUUUUCCAAUUUACAUCAGGAAGAUUAAAGUCACCCAUGAUGAUAACUUCCCCUUCAUUGUCAUUUUAGCUAUUUCCUCAACUAGUAGAUUAUCUAACUCUUCAAUUUGUCCUGGGGGCCUAUAAAUCACACCUACACGAGUUACUGUGUGAUUACCAAAUUCUAACGUAGCCCAAACGGACUCUAUGUUUGCCUCGCUAACUUUUAUUAGGCUAGAUUUUAUGCUAUCCUUCACAUACAAGGCCACCCCUCCCCCUUUCUUGCCUUCCCUAUCUUUCCUAUAUAAAGAGUACCCUGGUAUUGCUAUGUCCCAGUCAUUUUUCUCAUUGUACCAUGUCUCAGUAACAGCGACUAAAUCUACACUAUCAGUUGCCAUUAUUGCCACAAGUUCAUGGAUCUUAUUUCCUAAACUGCGAGCAUUUGUAGACAUGACUCUAAGCUUAUCAUUUUUUAACACACUUGCUACAGGCACCUUCUGUCCUUGUUUUGGGGGGCAAUUGGAUUGAUGUUUUAUCACCCUUUUGCCCCCCCGCCCCCUCCUAGUUUAAAUACAUCCUAGCAAAACCGCUGAACUGAUCACUGAGAACAUUUGUUCCCUUUUGCGAAAGAUGCAAACCAUCUUUUUUGUACAGCUUAUAUCCAUUUCAAACAGAGCUACCAUGAAAAAUAAAGCCAAAUCCUUGCUCCGACACCAUUCACCAAGCCACAAAUUAAAGUCCCUAAUACGCAUCCGCCUGUCGUUCUGAGUGUUAUGCACAGGCAGAACUUCAGAGAAUGACAGUGUGGAAGCAACCUGCCGUAUAUCAUUGGCAAAAACACUAAAAACUUCCUUAACCUCUGAAACCUCAUUGCAAGCCAAGUCAUUUGUCCCUAGAUGGACAAGUACAUCCAAUUCCCCUUCCUGCUUUGCUUGCUUAACAAUAUUACAGAUACGUCUCCUGUCUCUGUGAGCAGUAGCUCCGGGAAGACACCUCACAAGACCACCAUUGUCCAUCUCCACACCUCUUAUAAUGGAAUCCCCCAACAACAACUGCUUUCUAUUAGGCCUCACCAUAGUCUCCAAGCCGGUCUCCACAACACCACUAGCUCAGUGCCUCUCUCCACAACACCACUAGCCUCAGUGCCUCUCUCCACAACACCACUAGCCUCAGUGCCUCUCUCCACAACACCACUAGCCUCAGUGCCUCUCUCCACAACACCACUAGCCUCAGUGCCUCUCUCCACAACACCACUAGCCUCAGUGCCUCUCUCCACAACACCGCUAGCCUCAGUGCCUCUCGCCACAACACAGCUAGCCUCAGUGCCUCUCGCCACAACACAGCUAGCCUCAGUGCCUCUCGCCACAACACAGCUAGCCUCAGUGCCUCUCGCCACAACACAGCUAGCCUCAGUGCCUCUCGCCACAACACAGCUAGCCUCAGUGCCUCUCGCCACAACACCACUAGCCUCAGUGCCUCUCGCCACAACACCACUAGCCUCAGUGCCUCUCGCCACAACACAGCUAGCCUCAGUGCCUCUCUCCACAACACCACUAGCCUCAGUGCCUCUCUCCACAACACCAUUACACUCUGAAAGUGCAGAAAAUGAAUUAUGAAGAGCAACAGACUGUGCAAAAUGCCUUUUAUCCACAACUCUAAGUCUACCAGAUCCUACAGUAAUCCAUCUGCCUUUCCUAGCAUGUCUCUGCGGCAGUGGCUUUGCAGCAGUUCCAGUCUGAGAUUCUUCACCAGAUAAUUUACAAAUCUCAGACUUCAAAAAUACAAUCUCCUGCCGCAAGAUAGAGAACUGUCUACAGAUUAGACAACAACCAAACCUCCAAAAAGUGGAACGUGAAACAAAUGCAUAGCAAUUGUUACACUGAACUAAGUCUGCCAUUACAAUUAUGAGAAUAAUUUAAAUCUAACAAAUCUUAACUUUUUUCUUUAUCCUCCUGAAUACCUCAGAAUACCUCAGAAUACCUCCAGAAUAUCUCCAACUAGACACUUAGAAACAGCACUUGGAAGUAGCACCAAGCUAUAUUAGACAAGCUAAUGAGACCAAGCCUUAUAUAACUCCUUAAAUCACCGCCCACUAGGAAUGUUUAACACCUGGGUAGGCCUCUGCUUAUUUGCAAACAAUAGCUAAUUAACCAGCAAUCAACAGCAAGUAACUAGCUUAAUCAAAUCAAAUGCCUUAUAAUUACCAACAGGAAUUCAAACCUUGGGCAAUCAGUAACCUUUUCCUACAGAUGAAUCUUACCUGUAACAGUAGAAAAGAAAGCUCUUAGCACAACUCUUAGACAGUUGAAGCUUCUGUAAAACUCUCCAGAAUAUCUCCAACUAGACACUUAGAAACAGCACUUGGAAGUAGCACCAAGCUAUAUUAGACAAGCUAAUGAGACCAAGCCUUAUAUAACUCCUUAAAUCACCGCCCACUAGGAAUGUUUAACACCUGGGUAGGCCUCUGCUUAUUUGCAAACAAUAGCUAAUUAACCAGCAAUCAACAGCAAGUAACUAGCUUAAUCAAAUCAAAUGCCUUAUAAUUACCAACAGGAAUUCAAACCUUGGGCAAUCAGUAACCUUUUCCUACAGAUGAAUCUUACCUGUAUAAAUUAUAGAAAAUUAAAGGUACGCCUUUAAGGUCGCACAAGCAUCAUUGGACAUUUAGUUCAGAAAUAGAAGCCACAGGCACUAAGCAAUGUAGCAUAUACAGUAUGUAUGGUGGCAAUGAAGGAGUCAAUCUGCCUUGUCUGGGAUUGGAAGGUAGGGAAGUUUACAUUUGUGGCAGUCGGUCCGUUAGACAGGUAUCUGGGCAUAAUUGGUGACAUUGCUCUAGCUGGGGACUGGAGCUGGCCUGUGAUUGGUUGAAGGUUGCAAGCAUUAAAAGAGCGGGAAACUGGGGCAGUAUAAAAAGCAGGGAGGUGCCAAUAGCAUUCAUUCAUCAGCAAUUCUAUUCAUCUAUGCCAAAUUUAAAAAAACUUUACUUUGGAAGGCGUGCGCUCUCCACAAGAGAAGUCCAAAUAAGUGCACUAAUACACCCAAGUCUUCCUAGUCUUUCUCCUGAGUGUUUCAUAAUGUUACGAUUACUUGGAGCUUCGGGACCCACCAGUCCCCACAUCUCUGAACUGAGUUCUGCGAUGCCUAAGUGACAUGUGCCAUCUGUCUGACUAGUCCCAUGCUCAAAAGUGUAAAUAUCGUAGGGGUUGAUCUAAACACCGGAGGGUGGCAUAGUAUGCCCAGCCGUUCUGCUGCCUUACCUGGACCGGUGAUCUGCGUGGAUUCCGGUUGGAGGGGCACUGCCUGAGAGCCCAGCAGUCCCCCUGCAGCCACUGAGGUCCUCCAGGGCCAUGUGAUCACAUGGCCGCAAUGGGAGUCUAGGGAGCUGCCUGCAGGGGGGCUGUCAGGUAGCUCAUGAAGAUUGUAUUGGUGGAUUUUAUGUCCCGGCUAGCAGAGACCUUGAACUUGCUAGUUCGGGAGUGCCAUCUAUGGAGCUAGCUGAUUUCAUCACCAGAUCAUUCAAGCGCCAAUAAGGUGCCCCUGGUAGCUUCUUAUAGUAAAGGGUUCUCGGUGUUUAACAGAAGUUCCUGGGUGCAGCUUGAUGCACCCUAUGUAGAUGUGCGCUCUUGUGCAGUAUAGCCGAAAUAAAAUUCAGCUAUGAGGUUUACAGCUUCUGAACUUAAAGGGACAGCACCUUGAAGAAAAGAAGAUGGGUAAGUAGCCUGUCCUUCUCUCCUGUAUCUGUAUUAGGUCAGGGUAGAGUAGAGGGCCAGGAACUAGAACUUAGGAGAACUUGGAUGAUGGGAGUGAACAUCAUCUGAAUGAUAACCCAGUUCUUCUAGACAUGAGGUAAAAGGCAGAGCUGGUACUUAAGGUGGUUAGUAUGAACACUAAGCUGAUGGAUUAGCGAAGCAGUAGUUUUGGUACCCGAUGGUUACAUUUAAAUAACAAUUUUUUUCAUUUUUUUUAAAAAUCCUGCUCAGACUUGGAUAGCAUGAGUAGAAGUUAACGUUAAAAUAAUGUUAAUUUGUCAUUAUUAUUUACCUUACAUUUUUUUUAAAUAUUAAUAAAAUAAAAUAAUUUUAGAGAAGAACAUGAAAAAGUAAAGACUCGUAGGUUAAUUUCAUGUUAUUUUUUUCAAUAACAAUACAGAAGAGAAAAUAAUGGGGGGGAAUACAAUAAAUAACUACCAUCCAAUAAUAUAUUUUAAGUGUAUAUUAAAGCAGAAUUAUAAUAAUAAUAUACAGGAGUGGUAAAAUUAAAAUGUCAGAUGUGUCUUAAAAGGUAUUUUACCAUCCGGUCUGGUGCAGGUCUAAUGAAAAACUUGUAGGCCAUAACUGCCCCUGAUGCCCUCUUCCCAGAGUGUCCACUCAUGUUUUAGUAAGUCCACAGCAGCAGAAGGUGUCCUAAAGGCCAACUCAUUGCGCAAUACCUCAGUCAUAGAUGGAAUGGUAAAUUCCAUGCUUUUUUUAAUGUCCGACUUUAAGCUUUUGUACUUUCUAAGCCACCAUGAGAAAGGAAGCGGAGUUUACAUAGUGGAUUUGUUCAGCAUUCGGAAGAUAUACUGUUGAAAUCGAAAUUAUUCAACCUCCAUUGAAAAUCAGGUUUAUUGUCAAAAUGUACAAACCUUCAGCUGUUUGCAAUGAACAAAUCAAACAAAAACAAAAAAGUGACUUUCCCAAAAUUCAACUGAAAAUGCAACUUAUAAUGGCAUGUCCAGUUUCAAACUUAAUCAACCCCCUGAAUAUAAACACAGCACAAAUAUGCAAAACAGGUGUUGUCUCAAGCACACUUAAGAUAACUAAUCAAGGGCUUCAUUAGUUGCACCAUGUGUGCUUGAAGUGGAACACUUGAAUUGGCUAGGGGCUUGUUGAAUGUCACAUUUCUCUGCAUGUUAGAAAUAUGGCUAAGUACAAAUGUUGGAAGCAGUUUUCUCUUUAAAUGUCUUCCACUUUGCCUCAAUAUGGUACCUAUUUUCUAAGUAACCGAUCAUUAUUUUGCAUGGUACUAUGAUUGUGUGAUUCUCUCGUUCUCACCGAAAAAUCUAAAUAAAGAUUGUCAAAAAAAGAAUAUGGUUAAUUUAAAAAAAAUGGUCCACAAAUUUAACAGAAGAGAUCAUCGCCCUUCACAAACAAGGUACAGGAUACAAAAAGAUAGCAAAGGCACCGGAAGACACCGUUGGAAGCAUAGUUCGCAAGUACAAGGUUGAAGGAACAGGUGGACAGGGCAAAAAAAGGACGCUAUCAAUAGCAGAAAUCAGAUUUCUGAGAAGGCAGGUUGUGAAAAACCCUUGAGUGACUGCAAAAGACCUGCAGCAAGACUUGGUGGCAACGGGCACUGAGGUUUCAAUGAGCACAGUUAGAUGCGUACUAAACGCAGAAGGUUUCCAUUCCAGAACUCCAAGAUGUACACAACUACUGACAGAAAAUAAGAGAAAAUCAUAUAAAUAAGAGAACUUUUGGAAUUCUGUUCUGUGGAGCAAUGAACCAAAACGGCAACUUUUUAGCCCAAUGCAUCAGCAGUAUGUCUGGAAGAAGAAGAAUGAAGCAUGUGCUGAAAAGAACACUCUGCCAGUUAAGUAUAGUGGUGGUUCGGUGAUGCUUUGGGAAAGCUUUGCCUCCUCUGGCACUGGAAACCUGCAGCCUGUGGAAGGCAAGAUGGAUUCAUUGAAGUAUCAGGAAAUCCUAGGCGAAAACGUCAUGUGAGGAAGCUGAAGCUUGGGCGUCAUUGAACCUUCCAACAAGACUGAUCCCAUGCAUACUUUAAAUUCCACCAAGGCUUGGUUGUAGAAGUCCUGGAAAAUUCCACAGUUACCAUCACAGUCACAUGACUUAAACCCUAUAGAUCAUCUCUAGUGGGAUUUAAAGAAAGCGAUUGAAGCACGCAAACCCAAGAAUAUUACCGAACUGAAGGCCAUUGUUUAUGAGCAAUGGGCUAAUAUUCCUCAGGAAUGCUGCCAGAAAGUGGUGUCUGGCUAUGCAUCUCGUUUGCAGAAGACCAAAACAGCAAAAGGGUGCUCUACUAAGUACUAAAGAUGCUUGCCAUGAAGGGGUUGAAUAAUUUUGAGACUGGAUAAGUCUGCCGAUUUUUGCUGCAAUGUAAUUACAGGACCCACCAUUGUGACGUGCUAAAAUAACUAAACUGGCUGUCGCUGGAAUCCAGACGCACCCUUCAUCUUUCCAGUCUUGUGUUUAAGAACUUUUCUGGGAAGCUCCCACCCUACCUGAGUGAAUGCUCUCCCCGCCUGUUCCCACCUCCUAUAACCUCCAAUUCAGUACCAGCACUUUAUUUAAUCUACCUCAAUACAAAAAGAAAGGCAGCCCGAUCCUCCUUUUCCUACAGAGUGCCGCAAUUGUGGAAUGACCUCCCUCACAAUUUAAAAUCUUCCCUAAGCCUAAAGUCCUAUAAGAGAUCCCUCUCUACAUACCACAAAACAGAAUGCACGUGUCAUGGUUGAUCAUAUAUUUCCUACCUGUUCUAUGUUAAAUUUUGUAUAUAUUGUGUAUUAAUAUUGUUUUUGUAUUUUAUUGUACACUAUUGUAUCAAUGCAAUGAUUUGUGGACCCAGGACAUACUUGAAAACGAGAGAAAUCUCAAUGUAUCUUACCUGGUAAAAUAUUUUAUAAAUAAUAAUAAUUAUAAGUUGCAUUUUCAGUUGAAUUUGGGGGAAACCACUUGAAACAUUCGUUGUAUUGAGCUAUUUCAAUUGUUUUUGUUUAACCCCUUAUGACGAGUGAUGGACGAGGUCCGUCACUCAGGGGAUUGCCAUAACGACAAGUGAUGGACCUUGUCCGUCACCCGUUAAAAUUAACCCCGGAUCGCCGCUAUUGCGGCGAUCGCGGGGUUAAUGGUGCUCCGGUCUGCCUCUGUAUUAUCCGGGAUCGAGCACCUGUGCUUAGUAUACUUACCUUCCGCCUCCCUGCACAUCCUAGUUCUGUGUGAAGUGCAGGGAGACGGAUCAGUGAUGAUCCUGCCCCCUGUUAAAAACAAAAAAAAGUUUAUUUAAAAUCCCAUCCCCCUUUACCCAUUUUAAUUAAAAAUUAACCCCUUCCCUGCCAAUUGAUCACUGAGUACAGUGAUCAAUUGGCAGGGAUUACAUUUUACUGUCAUCUGAUUAUUAUUUUUAACCCCUGAGGGUUAAAUUUUUUUUUUUUUUAACCCUCAGGGGUUAAAUUUAUUUAAUUAAUUAAUUUUAAUAUUUUAAAAUUAUAUGUUUAGCUAGCUGGGGUGGGUGGAAGUUAGUGGGGAAUUGGGGGAUUUGGUGCUAGGCUAACUAGGUGUUAACGUUAAAAAAAAGUUUUAAAAUAAACUUUAAAAAGUUACGAAUUAAGCUAAAAAAAAAAGUUGUAAUAACAUUUAAGUAAAAAAUAAAAAAAAACACCCCCCCUUUACCAAGUCCAAAUAAAAACACUUAUUACUACUACACUUGGUACAAGCUAGCGGAAAAAUUAUCCCACGCUAAGGUUCAAAAUAUACCUUUUGAAAUACCCUGGAGUGUCUACUUUAAGAAAUGGUAGGCCUUUGUGGGGUAGUUUGAACUUAAACCCUGCUAAGAUGCUUGGAAAUUGCACAUAGGCCCAGCGUCAAAAUUCAAAGUUCGGUAAAAACUGAUAUGGCUUGGUCUCCUAUAUGGCACUGUAGCUUCACAAAAUAGUGCCAAAGAUAUUCAUUGGGGGUGUCUUUUUACUCAGAAGACUUAGCCGAGCAUAAUUUGGGAGGGUUUGAACUUAGUGGCACGUGUGAAAUAUGUAGAGUUGAAGACUCCCGAGAGAAACCAUGAGGUGAGUGGGUAUUAGGCUAGGCCACACUUGCCAUGGAGGGGGUAAUUUACGCUUAUCGAGUCGCCGACCACCUCCCUGCAUAGCAGGUAAUUCAGAUAGCUUAGUCUUUGUUUGUUCAGUCCCAGAUCAGGCAUUAAUAUGUGUAAAAAAAGCUCCCUAUAGCAGGCUGAUGGAGGAGCUCCUCUCAGAUGCGUCUGUCCUUCAUGGCAGUCAUGCCCCGCCCCCUCAUGCUCUCCAUUAACACAUUUCAAUUCCAGAGGAUAUUACAGUAAUGCUUGAAAUACAUCGGUUGAAAAGGUAAUUUACAUCUUAUUCUUUCAUAUUUGGCUGCGGCAAAGCGGCUACAUUGGGUUGGUGCAAAUAAAAUCUAAAGGAUUGGGAGAUGGAAUCAGACCUUUAUUUCAGUUAUUCGUGCGUGAUGAUUUGAUAUAAUGUUAUCUCUUCCUCUUGUCAUUCUUUUAUUAUUUUCUUCAGGUACCAUAACAAAUGUUUGGAUUCUCGGUCACUGUGGUGUCUAGUGGGCCAUGCAAAGAGCAGGAGCCAGAAUAUAUGGACGGAACCUGAACUUCAAUCAGGACAACAUAGUCAUUUAGUUGAUCUGAGACUUUUGGAAUUAAUGGUUAUUAUAUUGGAUUGUUCUACAUAGCCAGUUCCAGGUGUAUUUAUAUAAUAAUCCACAUACGUGUGAUGUAGGUUUGUUAAGUCUGUUCAUUUGUGGCUUGGUUUAAAUUUGUGGAUUAUUAAGGUAUUAUUUCCUGUACCUGUUUUAGUUUGGUCAGAGAGCAAGAGGGUGAGAUCCAGCUAAUUCAUUGUUCCCAAAAAGGGGUAACAUUGGCUUUGUUAAAUAUCUUAAUUUACUGCAUUGUUUAAUGUUUUAGUUCAAUUUGUGUAUUAUUUCCUUCAGCCUUUUUAUUUUGUUAAGGAGAGGGCCCUGCACUUGCGAUGCUUAGAAUCGCAAAAGUAAAGGUGCUGGAAAGGGUGCGUAAUAAGCUAAAUUUAACAAAUUAUUUUUUAAUGUUGCCGCUGCUUGGUGUUUUUGCAUACAUCUAUAUAGUAAGGUUCAGGUUAAUUUGUCAACUGUUGGUGUUAAUAUAUUUGGAGUUACAAAGCAUGAUAGAAAGUGAUUUGUUGGUGUCUAUCACAGUUUAAGCUGUGGAGCAAAAGUCAUUCUCAGGGGCAAGUUCUGAGGAAGAAUAUGGUGGUAAAUGGUUUUAGAUAAAAGGCGAACAGGUCAUCUAUGACUAACUGGCAGUUUGGUGGUUAAUACAGUUAAGUUUUGAAAGGUUACAGUUUGUUAUAUGUUUAUCAAAAAUAGUUAUUAAAUUAUGCUUGUAAGCCCCUUAAGCUUUGAAUAAACACC